Messenger RNA from Neocloeon triangulifer, 2010 nucleotides. RefSeq names its product vacuolar protein sorting-associated protein 33A (gene car). NCBI's taxonomy places the organism in Eukaryota, Metazoa, Arthropoda, Insecta, Ephemeroptera, Baetidae. Gene Ontology annotation, cellular component: CORVET complex; lysosome. The record is from RefSeq and is a predicted model, not a curated record. The transcript has 9 exons. Gene Ontology annotation, biological process: intracellular protein transport; vesicle-mediated transport. The coding region runs from base 119 to 1861 and encodes 580 amino acids.
UCUCUUCAGAUAAAUACAAGAGGCGUUCCAGCUGAUUUUGACAAACGAGUAAUAAAUUAUUUUUUGAUUCGGCCUUAAUUCACUUAAAUAAUCUCAUGAUCACUUUGAUUUUUAAAAAAUGAAUUCGAAUUUGUCUGGAGGGCGACUCAAUAUCGCCGCUUUGCAAGAUUUCGCUCGCAGAGAAUUGAUUUCUAUGCUAGAAGAUGGUCCCAAGACACUCGUCUGGGAUGAAGGUCUCAUCGGACCUGUCAGCCUCGUGGCUCCCUAUAAUCUCCUGAAAGAGCAAGAAUUCAAUCAGAUGUUUUCUUUAAGCGAAGGUUCGAUCAGCUCCUCCACAAGUCGGACGGUAAUUUUCCUCACUCGGCCUCUUCCAAAGCUGAUGGACAGCAUUGCUGAACACGUCCACAAUGAGGAACGUAAAGGACAAAGACGAGACUUUCACAUAAUUUUUGUACCUCGGAAAACUUGGCUUUGCGAAACGAGAUUGAAAAACCGAGGCGUUUACGGAAACUUCAAAGGCAACAUCCACGAGUGGGCCUGCGACAUUUACCCUGUGGAUAGUGACGUCAUGUCCAUGGAGCAGCCAGCAGCUUUCAAGGAACUGAUCAUUGAGGAGGAUCCGACUUGCAUCUACAGCGUUGCACAGGGUCUAUCAACUUUGCAGGAGUUAUUCGGUCCCAUUGCAAAGGUGUCCGGUCAGGGAAAAGCAGCCAAGCAGGUUUUAGAUCUGCUCAGAAGGAUUAAAGCUGAGAAAGGCGCUCCAGAAAAGUCUUCUGGAAUUGACCAUUUAAUUGUUCUGGACCGCGGAAUUGAUUUGCUGAGUCCUGUGGCAACCCAGCUAACUUACGAAGGGCUCAUCGAUGAACUUUUCGGAAUUAAUCAAACCAAAGUGAUUAUGCCUGCUGAAAAAUUUGGGCAAGGAGAGGAGCAAGGCAAAAAGACUAUUAUUCUCAACUCCGGAGAGGAGUUAUUUGCAGAAUUAAGAGAUAAAAAUUUCUCUGCUGUUGGAAACGCCCUCAGUCGAAAAGCACGGAUAAUCGCAGCCGAGUUCGAUUCUCGACAUGGGCAAACUGUCCAACAAAUGAAGCAGUUUGUGGCUCGGCUUCCACAGAUGACACUGGCAAAGCAGUCUCUGGCCACUCACACAACUAUAGCUGAGCUGAUCAAGGAAAUCACGGAUUCGUUUCCAUUUAUGGACUCGCUCCUUGUAGAGCAGGAAUUUAUGAAUGGGAUAGACACAGACAAAGCUCAUCCGUUCAUCGAGGACCAAAUAGCUCAAAAAGAGGAUUUAUUGAAAGUGCUUCGACUUAUUUGCAUCCAGAGCAUUACCAACAGUGGCCUUAAACCAAAGGUGCUGGAUUACUACAAACGAGAAAUUGUCCAUGUUUAUGGCUUCGAACAUCUUCUCACUUUGACCAAUCUCGAGAAAGCUGGUCUCUUGAGAUCACAACAAAGUGCCAGGCCAUUUACGGUCCUCCGCAAGACCCUGAGGCUUGUCGUCCAGGACGGCAGCGAGUCAAAUCCAACUGACAUGAGCUACGUCCACUCCGUUUACGCCCCUUUGACAGCAAGACUGGUGCAGCAUCUGGUUUACAAACCAGGAGGGUGGAAGGCAAUCCAAGAUGUGCUCAGUUCAUUGCCAGGACCCACUAUAUUGGAGGAGCCCCUCUGUGAAGUGCAACCCUUGGACAGCUCGAAAGUCAUUGUCGUCUUUUUCGUAGGGGGUUGCACCAUGGCAGAAAUUUCUGCCCUGCGAUUUUUGGCACAGCAAGAAGAAGCUCCAGUUGAGCUUAUUGUGGCAACAACAGCCAUUAUCAAUGGAAACAAUUUCUUAAGAAAUCUCAUGGAAGUCGUCAAAUGAUCGCCAAAAUAAUUAUUAGCAUUCCUAAAUUAAACAUGAAGUCAAAUUAUAUGUAUCACAAAAAGUAAGUUUACUUGACAUUGUUAUGUUUUACGUAAACGUAAGAUUUAUUUUCUAUUUUCACAAUUAAAAAAAGCAUAUUGCCUUGA